This is a messenger RNA of Poeciliopsis prolifica (blackstripe livebearer), 1144 nucleotides long. It is a transcript of the gene ubfd1, whose product is annotated as ubiquitin family domain containing 1. The transcript has 7 exons. The record is from RefSeq and is a predicted model, not a curated record. Bases 202 to 1071 code for a protein of 289 amino acids. Gene Ontology annotation, molecular function: RNA binding; cadherin binding. Lineage: Eukaryota; Metazoa; Chordata; Actinopteri; Cyprinodontiformes; Poeciliidae.
CUUUAACUAAGUCAAGUUUGCGUAACUAUCUUUUUAUACAUAUAUUUUGAACAAUUAAAUUAAAUUAACACAUUGUUACCAUCCAUAUCAAUUUAUUGGCGUGCCAUAGCUAACUUAUUUUAGACUUUUCUCAGUGGUCUCGGAGUCAUCCUGCUUCCUGUAUCCUCUUUGCCACAAACCGACAGAUUGUACACAAUCAUCAUGGCGACGCAGGAUGGAGGUGAAGGAGCCGUAAUGGACACUGAGACUGAGGCAAAGCCAAAAGAAGCCGAGGCAUUUGGUGAAAACGAGGAAAAGGCCGAUGCAGAAUCUUCAUCUCUCACAGAUGCAGGAAAUGCCACAACUCAGGACUCUAGUAUUAGCAAUGGCGACGACGCAGACGACAAGCAGGAGAUGGUGGACUUGAAGAUUAUCUGGAACAAGAACAAAUACGACCUGAAAAUUCCUGUCGACAGUACCGGAGCCAAGCUAAAAGAGAGGAUCCAUGCACUCACUGGUCUUCCACCAGCAAUGCAGAAAGUGAUGUACAAAGGACUGCUUCCGGAGGAUAAGACGCUACGUGACAUAAAGGUUACAAAUGGGGCAAAAAUAAUGGUGGUCGGAUCUACAAUAAAUGAUGUAUUAGCUGUUAACACACCGAAAGAGGUUAUUCAGCAGGAAGUUAAAGCCGAGGAAAACAAGAAAGAGCCCUUAUGCAGGCAAAAGCAACACAGGAAAGUAUUGGACAAAGGUAAACCAGAAGAUAUAAUGCCAGCUAUCAAAGGAACAAAGGAACGAUUACCAACAGUGCCUUUAUCUGGAAUGUUUAACAAAUCCGGAGGAAAAGUAAGACUCACAUUCAAACUGGAGCAAGAUCAGUUGUGGAUCGGAACAAAAGAGAGAACAGAGAAAGUUCCAAUGGGCUCUAUUAAAAAUGUAGUGUCCGAACCCAUCGAAGGCCAUGAGGACUAUCACAUGAUGGCUUUUCAGUUGGGUCCAACGGAAGCCUCUCAGUAUUGGGUCUACUGGGUGCCUGCACAGUUUGUCGAUGCAAUCAAAGACACAGUCCUUGGAAAAUGGCAGUAUUUCUAAUGUGCCUCUUUUUUUGACAAUGAUGAACUGGGAUGGAGAGGAGGAGCCAAUAAAAAAAAAAAAUAAAAAAAAA